AAGAAGUCGUUAAACAUUCGGAGCUUCUGAAAGCGAGGCGUUCGACAGCUAGCAUAGCUAACAACAGACACGAAAGAAACAAACGCGUAAAGUGUGCUUCUCUAAUCGGGCUGUUUUGUCCGGCAGCCCAAAUGCACCCGGUGAUAUUCCUGCAGUUAUAAUCGUAUAAGAGAAGUACAGUAUAACAUCAACAUUUUGUUUUUAUACGACCUGCAGUCAUGUUGUUAAGCUAGCUAGUCCACCAACAAAUCAAUAACCAGCUAGCAAAAAUAAACGCUUGUUCAGCCAAAAUGAAUUUGCUGAGCUACUUAGAUUAAUAUAUUAGUCACUAUGCAUGCAGUUUAUUCGUGUAAUUCAUGAGUGACUGUUUUAGUAAUCUGUCUGUUUUGAUUACUUUUAUCAUUGCUGCUAAAAUGAAAUAGCACAACUUGGUUUAUUUUACAUUUACUGAAUAUUAAAUCAUCAAACUCGAAGUUAAGUUUUAAAAUCGACUAGCUUGUGACCAAGAAGCUAUUUAAGAUGGAUAAGAAAUCUUUUGACAUUGUUUUGGACGAAAUAAGAAAGUGUGUUUUGACAGACCAGAGAAUUAAAGCAAUCGAGCAGGUGCAUGGGUAUUUCUCCAGUGAACAGGUGAUCGACAUUCUGAAAUACUUCUCUUGGGCAGAGCCACAGGUGAAGGCAGUGAAAGCGUUUCAACAUAAAAUGGUGGCCAUCCCUACAACCAAGGUUGCAAACAUCUUGAACACUUUCACAUUCUCGAAAGACAAGCUCAUUGUGCUUGAGCUUAUAGCUCUAAAUAUAUCUGAUGCUCAUCAUUACUUACCAGUGGAGGAGCAGUUCCACACUCACCUGUCAGAGAAGAAACGUGCACGACGUAUCCUUGAGCAGGUGUGUAAGGUGGGAUGUAAAGCUCCUGUGGCAAUGGUUUCCUCCUGUGGGAUGAUCCCUGGGAAUCCUUAUCCUAAAGGCAAGCCCAGCCAGGUCACUGGAACUUUCCCUGGAUUGCCUCCUAGAAAGGAAGGAGAGGAGGUGAGUACAGAAGGGAAAGGGAUCGCAAACCGCAUCAUUGGACCCAGCAAACCGUCUCCUUCGACCUACAAUCCUCACAGGCCGAUUCCUUACCCAAUUCCUCCCUGCAGGCCGCAUGCCACCAUUGCACCAAGUGCGUACAACAACGCAGGCCUGAUGUCAGUAGGAGGGGUCAUUACAGCAAAUGUGCCCCCUCCACCCUACACUGCCACUCCAAAGUCAGCAGCUUAUGCUCGACCUGCCAGUCAGAAUCCUUCUUCCGCUGUCUUCGCCACCUCAACUGUCUCCCCUACCAGUUCAGCUCCUCCUACUCCUGUCAACUCUCAGUCUCAACCCACUACUCCAGUGACCCCUGUUUUUCCUGGUGUAGUCUCUUCUCGAAGUCCUGUUACCCCAUCUCCUGGCCCUGCCCCAUCUUCAUCAGUUAUUAAAAGCCCUCCAUUGCAUGCUGGCUCUCCUCAGGUUACACCAAACCCCAGUGGUCAUAGCACCCCUACUUCCACUGGUCUUCCAUCUUCUGGAAGAAACACACCCUCAGUUAUCAGAUCUCACACCCCUUCUGGCACUCCCGGCAUACCUCCUCCACCCUACGGGACGUCCCGGUCAGGAACACCGUCAGGCAUUCCCACUUCCAAGGGGUUAGCAGAUCCUUCACAGAGUAUAGCACUUUCAUCCUCCAAGGGCUUUCUGCCUUCUGCUGAGCUCCAGUUAAAUUCUGCUAAUUCAAAAUGCUCUAACAAUUCAGUCAUUCGCAGUUACACACCCUCAGGCAUGCCACAUGGACGCUCCACUCCUAUGCAGGUAAUGGGUACGUUAUCCUCAGGUACCCCAGUGACCUCCUGUACACCCAGUCCCAAGCCAUCUCAGACUGGCACAGUUAAUCCUGCCUUGUAUAGCGACCAGCUCUCAAACUCAGUGGUCCAGCAUAGUGGAGGCAGUGGCAGUAACAGCCCUGUCCCCUCUGCCUUCAAAGGGCCAUCAUCCAGGUCAGGCACACCCUCGCUUAGCUCAUUAGCAAUGCCAAAUUCUGCUGCCCUCGCCCGAUCAUUGGGCUUGAGCCACAGUGCAGCCUCUCCUCUGGGCACCCUAGGUUCCCAGCCUGGAGGCAGUCCUGCCACACCAUUCCAAGGCAUCUCUCCUUUUCCUACACUGUCCACAGCAUCACCUCUAUCUGGAGCUCAAUCCUCCAUGCACUCUUCCAUUUCUUCUGCUCCGCCAACACCUUCCAUUGCUUACUGUGACCCCACUGGGGCUUCCUCUCCUUCACCCUUUGGCCUUGGACUCAACACAACUCCCUCUAUGAUCCCAGGCUUGGCCCCAGGGCAGAACCCAGCUUUCCCUGGGUUUGGGGGUUCAGGUCCUCCAGCAGCAGGCAGUCCUGUGCUUUCCUCUUUUAUGGGGCUUCCAGGUGUCUCUUCCUCAGUGGCCACAGUGGCUCCUCUACAAGCAGCUGCAGUGGCGGCAGCAGCAGGUGUUCCAUCCACUUCACCCGUGCUUCCUGGAUUUGCUUCUGCAUUUAGCUCCAACUUCAACUCAACAUUGGUGGGCCAGCCAGGUGGUGGUCUUCAGGCCCCAGGAGGGGCUGCAUUUCCUGGAUUGCUGUCAUUUCCUGCAGGAGUUCCUGGUUUUACCUCCAGUGCUGCUCCUGCAGCUCUCUCAGGCCUCCACAACCCAGCAGUGCAGUCGGCUUUGCUGCAGGCUCAUUCUGCAUCUGCACUGGAAAGCUUUUCUCCACAACCUAAUGGCUUCAGCAGCUAUCCUGCAGGGUCUCCAUUUCCCCCUCCAGCUGCAGGAACCCCCUUUCCCCUCCAACCCGGUCUUCACCCACAGCUUGGCUGGCAAUAAUCGGUUGUAGGAUACCCCAUGAUAUUACAAAUCCACAGUAAUAUUGUGGACACCUCAAAAUACAAUCAUUAUCCUUGGCCAUUAUCUCUCUUGGGGAAAGUUGUCUAGCAUUAUGUUUAAAAGCCGCAUUGCAUGCAAUAACCACUGUAACAGUUCAACUUAAAAUUAUUAUGCUAGUAUAAAAAGCUAAUAAUGGAAAAAUAGAGUUUUGUGAUUAACACUGUAAUACCAGGUAAAAAGUGGUAGCCAGUUUGAAGUCCAAGUAAAAGAAUAAAUAAAGCUUAUGUUUGCCCUGAAUGGAACACUCCAACCUGAAAACAUUAAAAAUGUUCUGGAGUGCAAUUCUGACAGCUGAUAAGACAGUUGUGCAGUUAAUGCAGACAUAAGAUCCACAAGACAAGCAUGAUAACUUGAUGGUGGUAUUAGCAUGGAAGUUGAACUUUUGGGGAACUCACCUAUUAAGUGUAGCUGAGGAGGAAUUUUUCCUUUAACAGAAACACAAUGUAUUAAACGGAUUAAAAAAAAAUUGGGCAUUUUUCAUGAUAUGAAAACUAUUGUUACAAGCUCUGAUUAAAGGAAGCAGUCGUAGUAUGAGUACCUCAUUGAGCUGAGUGAGUGAAGGGGCGAAAGGGUGCAUGAAAUAUGGAGUGAGACACUGAGCAUUCUAAGAAUUAAUGUGGUCUUUAGUGAGUCACUUAGUGUGUAGAGGCUGGUUUAAAAAUCAGCAAUGCUCAGAAAUACCAGAGAUUGAGCGGGAGUAAACAAAUUGAAGAUUUAUUUGUUGACCUGCAGCUCUCUUUGAUAUGUGUAUUCUUGUUGAAGUCUAAGAGCUUAUCUGAGCAAUGAUAUAAUGAUUUGAAGAGAUAUACGUUUUGGAAUGUAUGGAAUUAACACUACAGUAUUGUGUGGUGUUAAUUUUUUUUUAAAAUAUAUAUUUAGCUGUAGGACCUUUCCUUUGUUUAACAUAUUGUUUUUAAACAACCAAACCAUGAAAAAAAUAUGGAUGCCCAGCAUAAGUACUGUGAAGAGGACUAUCUUGAUGUUUUCCUCAUUCUUCCCUAGAACUGCGCAAGUUAGAAUUUCUACCAUGAAUUUCUUCUGUUGGUAAUAUACUGUAUGUGUAAAUACCCGUGACAAAUGAAAGCAGCUGUUAAAUGUGUAUGAUGUGUGUUUGAUUUUCUUUUUUAUUAUUAUUAUUUUUUAUUUUUUUUAAUGAUUUUUUUUUACUUACUGGUGUCUGUAUAAAAGGAAUAUGGGUAAAUAAGAUUUCUUGAACUAGUCAUGGAUUUACACAUGUUUUUAGAUGAAGUUGAUGACUAUCAAUUACUGUACUAGACAAAACAGUAGGUGUAGGCUGCUUUAUUUCCUAUGAAAUAAAUAAAAUUUUUUCUACAUGC
Tachysurus fulvidraco (yellow catfish) is the source of this 4271-nucleotide messenger RNA. It is a transcript of the gene proser1, whose product is annotated as proline and serine rich 1. NCBI's taxonomy places the organism in Eukaryota, Metazoa, Chordata, Actinopteri, Siluriformes, Bagridae. The record is from RefSeq and is a predicted model, not a curated record. The transcript is spliced from 12 exons. Bases 520 to 2874 code for a protein of 784 amino acids.